UAUUUUAUUUAUUCUUUGACGAGUGACGACUUGUGAUUGGAGAGUCAGUGGAGAUGCUAUGAGUAUUUCUCGUGUUUGAGGGCUGAGUUUCGUGGUUAUCGAAAUUACCAUUUAAUAUUUAUCAGUUACUAGUUGCGUACUUGCGUCUUAUUUUUCACAUUAACAAAUCGACGGUUAUUAUUCAGCGUUAAGAGAAUAAGACGUAAAGUGUAGUUAAUAUACGCGUAUAGGUAUCGUAUAAAUUCCGAAGUUUAUUCUUACUGUCAAGUGUAAAUAAGAUUUGUGUAAACUGAGUUAUAAUAACUAGAGUUAUCUAGUGACUCCGGGACUCUUCCAAUUUGUCAAAAGCAAAAAGGUUAGCGAACAUUCAUCAUUAUGAGUAAGCGCAGAGCAGGUAACGAACUAACCAAAGACAAUUGGGAUGAAGAAGAAGAAAAAGUAGACCCAGGAAUAUUUAAGGUAGCAGACGAAUCUGUAUUGAAAAACCGAGUUCUGAAAAGAGCAAAAAGAACAUUACAAAGAGAUGAAUCUGGUGAACUAAAACCAAUAUUUUCUGGAUUUUCGGGAUUUAACAAUCUAUCUAGUAAUCUAAAUUCCAAACAAGCGUUUUCUUUUUUGUCAAAAUCAAAUGACACACCGAGUGAGAGUGGAAAUCAUCCAUCUGCAUCUACGAUUAAUUCAUUGACCACAUCUAGUAGCUUAACAUUUUCAGAAAGUAACAAAAGUAACAGUUCCAAAAGUUCAACUCUGCCAAUUGUGAAUCUUGUUAAGGUGAUGAAACUUAACGAGGCAUUUGUUAAAUUUAUUACAAAUGCUGUGCAGAAAAAUCCUUAUUGUGUGCUAACUCCUACAUUGAAAGACUAUGAAAAACAAAUUAGCAAAUUUGUCGAUAUUACUAGUUGCAAGUCAAAUACUCCUGAUACUUCAAUGGCUUCUACUAAAGGAUCUCCUCAAAUAUCAGUAAUGGAAAGUAAAAUAACACGUACAAAGAACUCUGAUGAAGUAAAAAAUAAUUCUGUCAAUGUCCAGAGAAGUGAAACUAGUUUUAUAAAUCCAACUGGCAAUAUUUCUAACAAUGAACAAUUGUUUAGUUUUGGUAAUAAAAGCCAAGACACUAAUGCCAAAGAAUCAAGUACAAAUAUCUUGAAACUUGAUAAGACGGUCACAGAACAUACAGAAAAAAAAGAUGUUGAAACAAAAUUGCAACCAUUUUCUUCAGAAGAAUCAAAGAAUACACUGACAGGGACCAAUGGAUUCAAGUUGGGAGAUUUCAAAUUUAACAAUCAGUCAUUGUCAACUUCCUUUACUAGCAAAUCUCCUGACUUUAAAUUUAAUGAUGAAAAAACAUUGCCAUUUAGUUCAAAAGAUAAAAAAACGUCAUCCUCAGAAAAACCUAUUGUAUGCAAGACAUUAAACACAAAGCCUCCAUUUAAUUUCGGAAGUACCCUACCGUCAUUUUCAUUUAACUCUACAGAACAAAAUAAUUCCAAGCCAUUCUUUAGUUUUGGAUCAAAAUCGCCUACCUUAACAUUUUCUUAUGAAAAGUUGAAGACCCCUCCUCAGGAACCUAAAAAUCCAAUAGAUGAAGAUGAGGAUCAACCGCCAGUUGUAAAUUUUACACCUAUUAAAGAGAAUGAUGCCGUUUUUGAGUCUAAAAGUAAACUAUUUUGUUUUAAAAAUGGUAAAUAUGAAGAGCUUGGGGUUGGUCAAUUGUAUUUAAAAUCAGUGGAUGAUAAAAAAAUACAAUUAAUUAUGAGGAAUGAUAGUGCCUUGGGAACUAUUAUGGCAAAUACGUUACUGAAUGAAUCUGUUAAUUUUACUAAACGCAAUGCAAAAAAUGUUCAAUUAACAUGUGUUCUUGAUCCUACAAAAAGUACCAAACCGCAAACGGUUCUAUUCAAAUUUAAGGAUUCACAAAUCACCGAUUCAUUUGAAAACGAACUAAACAAAUUGAAAAAGUAGUCCCAACAUCAAGUUUUCAGAUUAAAAAUAAUUGAUUUUCAUAUUUGUAUAAUUUAAUAUUUUUCCAGACUAUUAUUUAGAUUAUUAAAGAUACAUACUAUUGUGGGAUAAGUUAUAUUGAUUUGAGUAGGUUUCAUUCAUAUUAAAUAAACAAUAAAUAAAAUAAC
Messenger RNA from Metopolophium dirhodum (rose-grain aphid), 2129 nucleotides. It is a transcript of the gene Nup50, whose product is annotated as nuclear pore complex protein Nup50. Lineage: Eukaryota; Metazoa; Arthropoda; Insecta; Hemiptera; Aphididae. Gene Ontology annotation, biological process: intracellular transport. The coding region runs from base 376 to 1962 and encodes 528 amino acids. Gene Ontology annotation, cellular component: nuclear pore. The record is from RefSeq and is a predicted model, not a curated record. The transcript is spliced from 3 exons.